AUGGACGCUGGCAAGAAGUAUCUUUGUCUCCACAUUCUCGGCUUCAAGAAGUCGGGCGUCUCGUUCGCAGACUAUCGUGACUACAUGGUCAACGUUCAUGCGCCAUUGGUCCGCGACCUCCUGGUCAAGUACGGCAUCGUGGACUGGACAAUGACGCAUGCGGAUGAGAAAUCUCCGGACAUGUUCGAUAACAUUCGUGAUGGACUUUUCAGCAACUUCGCGCCAUUCGAUGUAUGCGUCACCAUCGUCAUGCCUGACAUCGAAGCCUUUCUGCGAUUCAAGACCGAUCCAUUCUUUCAGGGGGAUAUUGAGCCGGAUCAUGACAAAUUUGCAGAUACGCGGCGAUCUCAGAUGCUUCUUGGUUGGCACACGCCUCUGAUCAAGGACGGAAAGGUGGUUGUGCAGCCACUAGUCGCCUAA
Molecule: messenger RNA, 420 nt
Organism: Purpureocillium lilacinum
Lineage: Eukaryota; Fungi; Ascomycota; Sordariomycetes; Hypocreales; Ophiocordycipitaceae
Molecular function (GO): oxidoreductase activity
Source: RefSeq, a predicted model, not a curated record